This is a messenger RNA of Schizophyllum commune H4-8, 558 nucleotides long. RefSeq lists its product as uncharacterized. The transcript is spliced from 3 exons. Lineage: Eukaryota; Fungi; Basidiomycota; Agaricomycetes; Agaricales; Schizophyllaceae. Gene Ontology annotation, molecular function: acetyltransferase activity. The annotation marks the transcript as partial. The record is from RefSeq and is a predicted model, not a curated record.
CCUCGCGACUAUUAUGAGCGACAUGUAUCGAAGACCGGGCGGCGCUUCGGCGACGUCUGCUUCGCUGCCACAGGCCUUCUUCUGGAGAUGUUACGUGGCUUGGGAUAUAGAGUCUACGGAGGCGGCGGGCGAAUGAACAAGGCAGCUGACGGUGAACCACCGCAAUUUGGCGGCCUUCAACAUGAAGUUGGCUUUCUUCAGCUCGGUGGAGGCGACCGUACCACCUACAUUUUCGACGUCUCCUACGGCCUAGGUGGCCUCACACGGCCCAUCCUCCUCUCCGCGGACCCCAGCAAUGUCGUGCCAGGCGCGGCUCCGCCCGAAUGCCACCGACUGACCAAAGUACCUCAUCCCAACAGUGCCAUUGAAGGCUCGUCGGAAUGGCGCCUCGAAGUCAGAUGCGGGCAAAUGUACGGUGGUGGAUGGAAGAUCAUCUACUCAUUCACGGAGGAAGAGUUCUACUACCCCGACUUCGACAUGUGGAUGCACGCCUUCAACACUCGAGAGGGCGGUCCAGGAUUCUGGUCGAGCAACCCUUUCGUGCGAUAUCUCAUAGUU